AUUUUAGUGGGUGAAACAACGACUUAGGUUCAAAAUGUCGAAGACAACUCAGGUGGCUGUGUUGAAGACCCGAAGCCGAAACGCAAACCCUGCGGCCGAUGGCUCGGAUUCCGUUGGGUUGCGAGGCGGUGGCGGGAUCGCUGACGCCGUCGAAGAAGCGGGAGUACAGGGUCACUAAUAGGCUUCAGGAAGGCAAACGCCCCAUUUACGCCGUUGUUUUCAAUUUCAUUGAUUCCCGCUACUUCAACGCCUUCGCCACCGCCGGCGGCAAUCGCGUGACUGUCUACCAGUGUCUGGAUGGUGGUGUUAUAGCUGUGCUGCAAUCCUACAUUGAUGAAGAUAAGGAUGAAUCUUUCUACACAGUCAGUUGGGCUUGCAAUAUUGAUGGAACGCCAUUUUUGGUGGCUGGAGGGCUUAAUGGAAUCAUCCGUGUUAUCGAUACUGGCAGUGAGAAGAUAUACAAGAGUUUCGUUGGUCAUGGGGAUUCUAUUAAUGAAAUUCGGACUCAGCCACUGAAACCAUCCCUUGUUGUGUCAGCGAGCAAAGAUGAAUCUGUGCGCCUGUGGAAUAUUCAUACUGGGAUAUGUAUUUUGAUAUUUGCGGGUGCAGGUGGCCAUCGCAAUGAAGUUCUUAGUGUGGACUUCCACCCCUCUGACAUUUACCGCAUCGCAAGCUGUGGAAUGGAUAACACUGUCAAGAUCUGGUCAAUGAAAGAAUUUUGGACAUACGUAGAGAAAUCAUUUACUUGGACAGACCUACCUUCCAAAUUUCCAACAAAAUACGUCCAGUUCCCAAUAUUUAUUGCAUCAGUACAUACAAAUUAUGUUGACUGCAACCGGUGGAUUGGUGAUUUUAUGCUCUCUAAGAGUGUUGAUAAUGAACUUGUACUAUGGGAACCAAAAAUGAAAGAACAAUCUCCUGGAGAGGGUACGGUUGACAUCCUCCAAAAGUAUCCUGUUCCCGAGUGUGAUAUUUGGUUUAUCAAGUUUUCUUGUGAUUUCCAUUACAAGGCAGCAGCAGUAGGGAAUAGGGAAGGGAAGAUAUAUGUGUGGGAAGUUCAGUCUAACCCUCCGGUUCUCAUUGCAAGAUUGUCCCAUGUCCAGUCGAAAUCUCCAAUUAGAUUAACCGCCAUGUCUUUUGAUGGAAGCACCAUUCUCUGCUGCUGUGAAGAUGGAACAAUAUGGAGAUGGGAUGUGGUUGCAAGCUCUUGAGAUUCCGAAAUGGUAUGUAGUAGAAGCCAGUAUAACUUUUUAAUGCAGCUAUGAAACUACGUGCUUCAUUUUUAAAAACGAAGCCAGUCUUUUGCGGAGAACAUUCUACGACUGAUCAAGAAUAUGCUACUGAGUCCGUACAAGCUUCAACUCAAAACAUCAUUAGUCUUUAGUUUAUUCUGCCAGAAAUUUCUAUGUAAGAUAACAUUUCGAUGAAAUUUAUUUUGUACCACUCAAAUGUAAGUUUUUUUUAUCUUAUGCUAAUGUGUUAGCUUUUUUAUUA
Messenger RNA from Salvia miltiorrhiza (redroot sage), 1494 nucleotides. Its product is annotated as polycomb group protein FIE1-like. The coding region runs from base 99 to 1211 and encodes 370 amino acids. The transcript is spliced from 13 exons. Gene Ontology annotation, biological process: negative regulation of transcription by RNA polymerase II. Gene Ontology annotation, cellular component: ESC/E(Z) complex. Gene Ontology annotation, molecular function: nucleosome binding; protein binding. Lineage: Eukaryota; Viridiplantae; Streptophyta; Magnoliopsida; Lamiales; Lamiaceae. The record is from RefSeq and is a predicted model, not a curated record.